GAUUCAUCCAUAUUUUUCAGACAUUACACUUUUACACGAUUUGGUCCGACAAAAACUCAAAUGGCCCGCACUAUCGCUACUAGAAGCCCAAAACACGAAAUCCAACGCCAUGCAAUUUGUUCUCUCCAGAGCCAUCUGCUUCGUCCACCCAAAAUCCCCCUUCUUAUUAAUGGCCACUUCCACCUCUGUCAGCUCCGUUAGCUCCAUUGCCAUCCCUCGUAAGGCCCGCCUGAGGGGUGUCGUCUUCGAUAUGGACGGAACCCUAACGGUCCCCGUCAUCGAUUUUCCGGCAAUGUACAGGUCCGUCCUCGGCGAAGAUGAGUACCUCUCCGUUAAAGCCAAGAACCCUACUGGAAUCGAUAUACUGCACCAAAUUGAGAAUUGGAGCCCCGAGAAGCAGCGCAAGGCCUAUGAAACCAUCGCUGAUUUUGAGCGCCAGGGCCUCGAUCGGCUCCAGAUUAUGCCAGGUGCUGCAGAACUUUAUAAUUUUCUUGAAUCAAAGAAAAUGAGAAGGGGAUUAAUUACUCGCAAUGUUAAAGCAGCAGUUGAUUUGUUUCAUCAACGAUUUGGGAUGGCAUUUUCUCCGGCGCUAAGCAGAGAAUUUCGUCCCUAUAAACCAGACCCAGCUCCACUACUACAUAUCUGUUCUACUUGGGAAGUUCAACCCUAUGAAGUAAUAAUGGUUGGUGAUAGCCUUAAAGAUGAUGUGGGUUGUGGUAAACAAGCAGGAUCAUUUACAUGCUUGCUUGAUGAAACAGGGAAGUACAGUUCUGAUGAUAUGGCCAGUGCAGAACUAAAACCCAAUUUCAAGGUAUCUUCCCUUACCCAACUUCAAUCACUAUUGGAAGCAAAUUUUGACCUGAUACCAUGAUCCUCAAAUCCUUGUAUAAUAUCAUAUUGGCGCUUAGUGGGACCAUGCUGAGGUUAUGCUUCAUCCAAAUAUAAUGCUGGUUUAAGUUUCUACAAGUACUAGGAUAAGUUUCCCAUGAACUAUAUUAAUCAGUCUUUUAAGCAGAAGAAAACAGUUGGUUCCUGGAAUGGCCAAGCAUCAUGGGAACUUGGUUUUCCGAGGGAAAGAGAUACUUGUGGAGACAAUGGUCAACACACAUAUUGGCUUUGGUAUUGUAGAAUAGGUUGGUUCAGCUGCUCGUAUCACGUUGAUGUGGUUGCUUAAGAUCGUUAUUGUACUUACAGAGAUGCCUCUUAGUCCGAUUCAACCCCUUUUGGGACGGUUCCAUUUAAUGCACAAAACUUAUUAUUAUUUCUGUAGCCCAUUACAAAAGACAAAUAGUAAAUGCAGUUAGUGGUAGGCAGGCUUCAAAAAAUCAAUGAUGGUAGCCGAAAUUUCAAG
Messenger RNA from Vitis vinifera (wine grape), 1351 nucleotides. Its product is annotated as haloacid dehalogenase-like hydrolase domain-containing protein At2g33255. Bases 110 to 871 code for a protein of 253 amino acids. NCBI's taxonomy places the organism in Eukaryota, Viridiplantae, Streptophyta, Magnoliopsida, Vitales, Vitaceae. The record is from RefSeq and is a predicted model, not a curated record. The transcript has 5 exons.